Messenger RNA from Auanema sp. JU1783, 207 nucleotides. Lineage: Eukaryota; Metazoa; Nematoda; Chromadorea; Rhabditida; Rhabditidae. The record is from the annotation of a GenBank genome assembly.
AUGUCGUCAACUCUUUGUCGCUUUCUUGUCCUGUUCAUGCUCUUGAAUGUAGUGCUCGCACACUACUAUUGGUUCGAAACACCUGGAACGUUGAAGUUCAAUGAUGAGGCUGAUAUGCCCAUGAAUGAUGAGCCCCUUCAGAUGCAAAAACGAUUCCGAGUCAAAUAUCUGCGGAACAUGAAUCGUUUGAAUCCUGGUAAUUUCUGA